Cucurbitaria berberidis CBS 394.84 is the source of this 724-nucleotide messenger RNA. RefSeq lists its product as uncharacterized. Bases 188 to 385 code for a protein of 65 amino acids. The record is from RefSeq and is a predicted model, not a curated record. The transcript is spliced from 2 exons. NCBI's taxonomy places the organism in Eukaryota, Fungi, Ascomycota, Dothideomycetes, Pleosporales, Cucurbitariaceae.
GCCCGAAUUCAUCUAAUAGACGCCUAGUAGCAAUGGAAAACUUGCAGCCCCAAGCCCCGCACCACGCCCAACUCUUUGUCGUACUCUAUCCACUUCCCUUUCAGGUCCGCCUUGUAUCGCUUCAACCUCCCAACUCCGUGGCCUAAGUACGCUCCUGGCUCUCGUCCACCACAGCGCAUUCGCAAGUAUGCAUCAGCCACUCACAGAGUUCGUCCUGGAGGAGGAACAUUACGGCAAAGAGGAUGGUGAGGAGGACUCCAAGAGCUCUAAGGCUCUUGGCGGGGCCGACGAGGAAGUACGUGAGUGCAAGGAGCAGCAAGCUGAGGAGCAUCGUUCGAAGUUGGAGGUAAAACCUCUAUGUUGUAUGGUUGGUGCUGGUGGUUGAGACUGGCCUUGAAAUUUCGGCAAAGUGACUCUUGGGAUGUGGAUGCAGAAAACAAGUCUGUAUCAGCUUGUUGACGCACUUUUAUAAGAGUGACAUCAGGGUUUGUUUGCCCGGGGCAUGUGGGCAAGUUCUGUGCCUUCGCUUUGAGUCAAUUCGAUUGAUCUAGAUUAGACAAUCAGUUGAACGAAGGAGCGCCGCUGACCCCAAACCUCGAUUUCCACACAACAAGCGCCAUUUUUUCCAUAUAUGUGUUACCUGGGAACACCGACUAUCUCCUCUUCUAUCUUUCCCGUCGGUAUCGAGUGUAGAUCAUGCUUCUAUGGUUGUUGCUGAGCCGCC